AUGAGACCCGCUACCGUGGCUCCGAAAAUAAAAAUCAACUUGAAGGACAGGACCAGGGAGAAGAGUGCUGAGAGAAGCACCGGUGAGGUCAACUAUAGAGACAGGGAUAUUGCUACGAAGAGGGAGGAGACUAGAGGCAGAUCGCCAAUACGACGUGGAGAGGGUUUAGCUGGUGGUGACAAAUACGAUAAGAAAAACAACACGAUUGAUAACGAGGUGGUGAAGAACACAGAGAAGAGCACAAAAAAGCAGGAGGUCAAUGGGAAGGCCAAUACCGAAGCCAAAGACGAAGCAGAUGAAAUUUACGUCUCCGCCGAGCCAAACGACGAAAUGAUGAAACUGAUGGGAUUUGGCAGUUUUGACACCACUAAAAACAAAAAAGUCAAAGGAAGCAACGUUUAUGCAGCACACAGGUCGAAGCCCACUGAGUACCGUCAGUAUAUGAACCGUGAAAAGGGCUUCAAUAGGCCAUUAUCGCCUCCUCCUGCCGAGAAGAAGAAGAGAAGACUCGAGAAUCGUGAAGAGAGAGCCCGGGAGAAUGAGAACUCCGUGAAGAAAUGA
Kuraishia capsulata CBS 1993 is the source of this 561-nucleotide messenger RNA. RefSeq lists its product as uncharacterized. Gene Ontology annotation, biological process: RNA splicing. Gene Ontology annotation, cellular component: precatalytic spliceosome. The transcript has a single exon. NCBI's taxonomy places the organism in Eukaryota, Fungi, Ascomycota, Pichiomycetes, Pichiales, Pichiaceae. The record is from RefSeq and is a predicted model, not a curated record. The coding region runs from base 1 to 561 and encodes 186 amino acids.